This is a messenger RNA of Rotaria sp. Silwood1, 438 nucleotides long. The record is from the annotation of a GenBank genome assembly. Lineage: Eukaryota; Metazoa; Rotifera; Eurotatoria; Philodinida; Philodinidae.
AUGGUGAAAAUCGAAACAUCAUCGAAAUCUAAUAAGGAAAAUAUAAAUUCAAAUGCGAAUCAUUCUAUUCAAUAUUGUGAACAUGGAACAAAUCGUCGAAUUGAAUUAUAUCUUCACUUCAUUUAUAAACAUAAAUUAAAGAAAGUUUGUGCUCAACGUUUGGUACGAGCUUUUGCCGAUCAUAAAGAUUCGAGAAUAAUAAAAUUAUUUGAUGAAAAUGAAGAUGUUAUUGAUCAUUUUUAUAAAAUUCCAUGUCCUUUUUAUCAACGAAUUAAAUCAUUAAAAUAUAAUGGACAAAAUCUAACCAUUUCACCAUGUCAACGUCGUUAUGUUGCAUUUUAUAGAUUAGCACGUCAUUUACGACUUAAUCAUAAGAUAUCGAAUUCAUUGACACAAAAAUUAGUUAAUCAUUUUAAAAAAACAUCGAACAAAAAAUGA